This is a messenger RNA of Leptinotarsa decemlineata (Colorado potato beetle), 517 nucleotides long. Its product is annotated as cyclic nucleotide-gated channel alpha-3. The record is from RefSeq and is a predicted model, not a curated record. Gene Ontology annotation, molecular function: protein-containing complex binding; intracellularly cGMP-activated cation channel activity; intracellularly cAMP-activated cation channel activity. NCBI's taxonomy places the organism in Eukaryota, Metazoa, Arthropoda, Insecta, Coleoptera, Chrysomelidae. Gene Ontology annotation, biological process: monoatomic cation transmembrane transport; potassium ion transport. Gene Ontology annotation, cellular component: intracellular cyclic nucleotide activated cation channel complex; plasma membrane.
AUGGAGACAAUUGCUCAUCGUUAUGUAGUACAUUACUUGGGUCUCGGCGCAACCAAUAUAAAAGCUGAACUGGAUUCUACUCUGACCAAACUGGACGGCGUGAAAACGUACAUGCGCAUGCGUCGCGUUCCAAACCACUUACAAGUCAAAGUGAUCAAGUGGUUCGACUACUUGUGGCUCACCCAAAAGUGUUCAGAUGAAGAAAGAGCCGUAUCGUGUCUUCCAGAUAAGCUAAAGGCUGAAAUUGCAAUCAACGUGCAUCUAGACACCCUGAAGAGGGUGGAAAUCUUUCAAAAUACUGAGGCUGGAUUCCUGUGCGAAUUGGUGCUUAGGCUGAGGCCGGUCCUGUUCUCGCCCGGCGAUUACAUUUGUAGAAAAGGUGAGGUUGGUAAAGAAAUGUACAUAGUGAACCGAGGUCGCCUUCAAGUAGUCGCCGACAAUGGCAGGACCGUCCUGGCCACUCUGAAAGCAGGCAGCUAUUUCGGAGAAAUUUCGAUAUUGAACAUGGGCACGGCAG